GUCCAAGACCAGGGCCAGGUCCCUAGAGGCCCAGCUGGUUCUUGACUGCUUUAAGCUUUCUAUUUGGAAUAAAGAUGAAAUACAUUUCUCGGAAGAGGAAAUCACGUGAAUACUCACAGUCCCGUCCUGAGCGAUUUUGGAAUCGUUAUUACUGUUGCCGGUGUGCAUAUCCACGUAAAAUCCUGUCUCUUAGCUAGCACACUUGUUUUGAUCCUUAAAGGCUUCGUUAUGUAUUGUUUGCACCUAGCAAGGCUGCACUGAGUUAAAUACAGGGAGUAUGAAACGGAUGAAACCAGAGGGCUCACUGGCUAACAAAGCAUCACUCAGUGCAGGGUGAUCUUAGAGUCUGGAAUGCAAGCCAGUAUUUUUGGAGUUCCCUGGCUAUGCCAGCUAGGAUCGAGAUAAUCACAGUUAACUGCUGGGAAAAGAGCAGAGAUACCCAGAGGUUUCUUAGUUGAACAUAGGAGUUGCACUGCGACCUAGACGUGGGCUUUCCAAAUGCACAGGUGGUCUGGAAACUGUGCUGCCCAAGGAAGGAUGGAGGAAACUAGGUGAACACAUUUCAUAGAGAAGACUGAUGCAUAUUCAAGUCAGAGACUGCCGACUAAGCAUUUUAUAUAUCUGUUUACCUAUCUCUAUCUAUCUGUGCAUGCCCUGGCAUUGGAAUAUAUUUUUCUACUUUCCUGUGAAUUUUAUUCCAAAGCUACCAAGCAAGAUUUUGUAUUUUUUCCCUUACUCCUCCAAGCAACAAGAGAGCAUUUUGCAAGUCCAAGUGCUAAUUUAUUAGUUUUAUGUUUCAGUAAUUCAUUUUAGCUGAAUUACCAUUUUUGAAGCAGUGUUUAUGUCAACAGUAUUUGUGCCUCUUUAGAUACAGAGUGUGUGAAAUACAGAAUUAGGAAUUAAUGCUUUUAAGAUGUUCUCAAAUUUUAAUCAUCAACAAUCUUUUUAUUUGUUCCUAAUAAAAGGCAGAGUUUACGCUGGACAUAGAAUAUAAGCCUAUAGUGUCUUUGGGGCCCCGCUGGCGUAGUGAUUAAGAACUGUAUCUGCUAACUAAAAGAUCUUCUUGGCUUUGAGGAAGAGCUGCAGUACAGCCACACUGCAUAAGGGAUGGGAUCAGAGAACAGUGCUUUAAAAAGCUAUACACUGAAAGAGCCACGAUUCACCUUACCUUCUGGACUUGCUAUUUAUCCAGCUGUACUGCAAGAUGGCAAAUUUGCUUCAGUGUUUGUGUAUAAGAGAGAAAACGAAGACAAGGUUAAUAAAGCUGCCAAGCACUUGAAGACACUGCGUCACCCUUGCUUGCUGAGAUUUUUGUCUUGUACCGUGGAAGCAGAUGGCAUUCAUCUUGUCACUGAGCGAGUGCAGCCUCUGGAAGUGGCUUUGGAAGCACUGUCUUCUGCAGAGGUCUGUGCUGGGAUAUAUGACAUAUUGCUGGCUCUCAUCUUCCUUCAUGACAGAGGAAACCUAACACACAACAACGUCUGCCUGUCAUCUGUGUUUGUGAGUGAAGACGGGCAUUGGAAGUUAGGCGGCAUGGAGACCGUCUGCAGAGUUCCUGAGGCCACACCAGAGUUUCUGAGGAGUAUUCACUCAGUAAGAGACCCAGCAUCUAUUCCUCCUGAAGAGACGUCUCCAGAAUUUGCAGUUCUGCCAGAGUCCCAUGGACAUGCCCGGGACGCCUAUUCCUUUGGAACGUUGGUGGGAAGUUUGCUCACAGCCGUAAGUGAACAGGUUUCAGCGGACGUUCUCUCCAGCUUUCAACAGACCUUGCACUCAACUUUGCUGAAUCCCAUUCCAGACCGCCGGCCAGCGCUCUGCACUUUACUGUCCCAUGACUUCUUCAGAAAUGAUUUUCUAGAAAUUGUGAAUUUCUUGAAAAGUUUAACAUUGAAGAGUGAAGAGGAAAAAACUGAAUUUUUCAAGUUUCUGCUGGACAGAGUUAGCUGCCUGUCAGAGGAAUUAAUAGCCUCCAGGUUGGUGCCUCUUCUGCUCAAUCAGCUGGUGUUUGCAGAACCGGUAGCUGUUAAGAGUUUUCUUCCUCAUCUGCUUGGCCCCAAAAAAGUAGACCGCGUGCAGGGGGAAACCCCUUGCUUGCUCUCACCAGCCCUAUUCCAGUCCCGGGUGAUCCCCACGCUCCUGCGGCUGUUUGAGGUUCACGAGGAGCAUGUGCGGAUGGUGCUGCUGGCUCACAUCGAGGCUUACGUGGAGCACUUUACUCAGGAGCAGCUGAAGAAGGUCAUCUUGCCGCAGGUGUUACUGGGCCUGCGCGACACCAGCGAUUCCAUUGUGGCGAUUACUCUCCAUAGCCUGGCAGUGCUGGUCUCUCUUCUGGGACCAGAGGUGGUUGUGGGAGGAGAAAGAACAAAGAUCUUCAAACGUACUGCCCCAAGUUUUACUAAAACCACUGACCUUUCCCCAGAAGAUUCUCCCACGCACGUGGCCUGCAGCCAGGACCGUCAGAGCUUCGCAGGCUUGGAGCACCCCUCUUCUAGUGUAUUCCCUCAGCAUCUCUUUGCUGGCAGCAUGCCCAUCAGCAGCAAGCAGCACAUACGGGGCGGUGACUCCAUGACUCUUGUACAGAAAGGUGACCAGUUUUCUCAGCAUGUUAAAUUUGCCAUGAAUGGAAUCUCAGAUGUGAAAAAUACUUCAGAGGAAAGUGAAAACUUCCCAUCAGAUUCCAAAAAGUCUGAAGAGUGGCCUGAUUGGGGUGAGCCUGAGGAGCCUGACGACAAAACGGUCAACAUACACGUUUGGCCUAGAGAGCCACGUGAUGCUUCCAAGUCCCUGUCCACUGUGAAGGAGGAGUCUUGGGAUGACUGUGAGCCCAGCAAUCUAGAUCCUGAUGGAAACCUCGGAGGCAGAAUCCGUGCUUUCAGACCUGUCACCUCAGGGGAGCAGAAGCCCAUCCCUGCUCUGCUGCCGCUCACUGAAGAGUCUGGGCCUUUGAAAUCAAGCUCCUCUCCAGAGACCAGGCUUGUACAGAGCGGGGAUGACCCAGACCACAUCAAGCCGCCAAAAGUGUCGUCACAAGCAAGGUCACUCAAGGUUCCGUCGGAACUUGGUCUAGGAGAGGAGUUUACCAUUCAAGUAAAAAAGAAGCCAGUUCAAGAUCCUGAGUUGGACUGGUUUGCUGAUAUGAUCCCAGAAAUUAAACCUUCAGCUGGUUUUCUUAUUUUACCUGAACUGAGGACAGAAAUGAUGGCUCCCAGCAAGGACGAUAUCUCACCAGUGAUGCAGUUUUCCUCAAAAUUUGCUGCAGCAGAAGUUACUGAGAAAACUGUACUGAUGGCCUCAGCUAAGUGUUUAAUGGUCCACUUGUUAGCACGAAUAACCUUAUUUGGAUGAAAAGAGAUGAAGCCAAGAAUAUGGUGUUAUCAAACUGAUUUUAUUGGGUUAUAUGAUCCUUGAGAAUUCACUGUCCUACCAUCUGGCUUUGUAAUAUUGGAACCAAGGUAAUCUUUCCUUUUGUAUUUUACUUAAUAUGAGAAAUGAAUUCUGGCAUCAAAAGACAAGUGAUGGCUCCUUUUAUACUCUUUACUUUCCUGCAAGUGAUAGGCCUCUUUUACUUUUUUUAAUUGUGCUUUAGCUAAGAGUUUACAGCCCUAGUUUCUUGUUCAAAAAGUUACACACAUAGUUUUGUGACACCAGUUGGAGUCCCCACGAUGUGACAGCACACUCCUCCUUUCCACCCCAGACUCCCUGUGUCCACUUGUCCAGUUCCUGUCCCUUCCGGUUCUUGGACAGGAGCUGCCCAUUUGGUCUUGUAUCUGACGGAACUAAGCACGUUCCUCACGUGUGCUAUUUCUUGCCCUUUUACUCCAUAGUGCCCGAUACAUGCAUGGUUUUUAGCGGGUUGCUCCUGGUGUGUUUUCUUUUGCAGGAAGAGGCUGGCGGCUGGGGAGAAGAAGGGGAGCUGAACUGGGAAGAUAACAACUGGUGACCACGGGUAUGAAUUAAACUUUAGGAAAAAGGAUUCCUUUUGUUGUCUUUAAUCAAAUUAAUACCUCAAAAGUAGGCUCUGAGGACAAGAAGACCCAAGGCAGCCUGUUUUUCCCAUACCAGGAGCUCUUUUCUUGUCUGUGCCAACUGCAGUGUGAGACCCCAAGAGGUGGCUGGAAGCCCAAGGAGGGGGAGGGCCCAAGUGCACCCGACUGAGGCCGGUCUCUGUGAGAGUAAGCUGUAUUAUGGACUAUGAUGUACUGGAGAAAAUUAGCUGUAAAAAGUAUAUAAAUGAUUUUAAAUGACUAAGGCUUCCUUAGGCAGCUUAUUUAUUUGUUUACAGUCAUACUAUCUGAGUGAAUGAAUGGUCCUGUGUGGACUGACCCUUCCACUUGUAUCACAUUGUACCAAAGUUCUCAAUGAGAAAUAUCCCCAACUAUACUGUUCUCUAAAUGUCCAAUAAAGACUAUUUUCACUAGAUUCAACUUUACAGAAGCUGUUUUAUGUGUUAGAAAAGGUAAACACGCUCAUUACAUCAGUUUGCUUUACACAGUACACUGUAGGCUGACAAAGCAGCAUGUACCCAGUUACGUCUAGUGAUAAUCAGGGCCGGUCCUCUGAGUCUCUACCCUAGAGCAAACAGCGUCGUAGCUUCUCAAUCCUCCCCUGGAGCGCCUCCAUUUUCAUCAGCAGCCAGUCUGGAGCGGGAGACUUCUGGAGCAAUGACUCAACUGCCUCCAAGGCCCCAGCUGCUGUCUCUACUGCCGACCUGUACUCCUCUUCCAAGGGGGGCUCCUGACGGGCUCUUUUUGCACACGGCUGCGAAAUGAGGGAAGUGGGGCAGGUAAUACCGUAAUAGCCACUCUGAAAAUGAUAAAGAACUUUGCUUCUGGACUGUGGUGAAGCUUACUAGAGCAACUUCUGAAACUGUACAAAAGUUAAUUCCAAUCCAUUGCUUCUCCACGAGGGCAAGCCCCCCACCCCCGCCCCAGGUCAUCUGGAAAACUAAGUGAAGGCGUUUUUGGUUUGUCGGUGACUGGGGUGCUACUACCGUUCAUUGCCCAGGGCCAAGGAAACUAUCUACCAUACAACAAAGGCAUCUGGCCCUCCCGUGAUGUAUUUAACCUCAAAGAUUUCAGGUAUAAACGCUACAUGUCUCAGACAACUUAUUGAUAUACAUUUAAAGUUGUGUUCUUUUUGUAAGAAUUGUGACUAAAACUUCCCAAAACAUUGCUCUUUUAUGGAUUACUAUUUCAAAUAUACUGUUAGUGUUCAGAACAGUGUUUUGAUUAUCCUUAGUGUCAGAUUUCUGCCUUUUCACAGGCAGACAAUGCACGAGGCAAGGCAUCCAAUUAAACAAUUUAGAAGGUAAGUCAGUGGGUUUUCUUCUGUGAUUCGGAUACUAGUCAUUGGUACAAUGUAGCUUCCCCAAAGGCUACUACAGAUGAAAGUUGUCUUCUGGUUAUAGUUGGUAUGAUGUUCAAAACUUUUUUUUUAAAUAGUUCCACCUCUAUGGAUUUGAUAACCUUUAAGUAAGAAGAAAUGUGAUUUUAAAAGAGCAACUACCAUGAUAGAAUUUUACAUGUCUAGUUGUAUUUGGUUUCUUAGAAGUUCAGUAUGAGUUCAAAACCAAAUUUUAAUUAAUCACUAAGUAAGAAGGGCAGAAUUACCCCCUUGCUAAAGCUUGACCCAUCCUGAAAAGAAUCUCCUACCUGUAAAGACAACCACCUUGCUUCUUCCCUAGUCACCUUAACAAAGGGCUCCCAGAAGACCUCUCUCUCCUGUUUCACACGUUCCACUCUGGCGGCUUCAGUUUCAUCGAAAAGCCCAGUCUGCCACAGAUCACGAAAAACCAAGAAAAUGGUGUGUGAUGUUCAGAAAAUGGAAAAACCAAGUAAUUCGCUGUGUGUGUGCGCUUAUAAGUUCUGAGUGUUAAGCCAUUCUCUUAGCUUGUGAAGCAAGCAGUCGCUGGAGGUUAGCUGGACUCCCUGGUGACUUUGGAGGUUCAUUACUGUUAACUGGUGUAACUUGGAUAAAACCACUCUGCAGUGCUCUCCUCCCCUAGGGAACCACUGUAGAGGCCUCUUACCAGCGAAAAAUGAUAGUCUGCUCAUCUCUAAGGUACGGCUAAGAAACCGGCCACACACACACUUAAAUCUAGUUUGUAUUUGUACAUAUACACUUACAUAACAUACAGUAUGUAUUUACUGUAGUAUGUAUUGAGUUCAAUUUGAUCAGUUCAUUGUUAAUACAGCCCUGUUUAAUGAUGGGGAUAUAGUGUUAAAGAAAUGAAGUAUUUUUAACCAUCGUGCAUUUUCUCCUGGGGAUCCAACUUUGUGGUAUAAUGGUUCUGCCGGUAAUUUUAAGUUAACCUUUAACUUACCUAACACUAUAACCCAGAAAUCUCAAAAUAUGUACAAAUGUGGGAGCUAAGUUAUUCAAUAGUUUGUUUCAAAUUGUAAAAAUGGCUUUAAAAAAAAAUGUCAUGAUCUUGGGAAAAAAAGAUUUUGGUCUCCAUCAGUGUAGAAAAGCCAUGCCUAAAUGAUAUCUGCAACAGUGGAAAUAGGUGUUCCUCUUGCUUCCUGUUCUACGUGUGGUGACGACAUCCUCAGGUACAGCGAGUGCUCUUCCAGAUGAGCCACCUUGGGGCCUGCGUUAUCAGCGCUACCAGACCUCGGGCUGAGCGUUUCCUGUCUGCAACUUACAACAUGGUCUCAACUGCUUAAUAAUGUUCCGUGUCACCACUGAAAAGUUUAGGAUAUCUAAGUAAGUUGGUUUACAUUAUGCAAUUUUGAAAAAAAAUACAAAGAACAAAACGGGACAUUACUAUCUUGAUUCUGAAUAAACGAGAUACCUUUUCCAGAAAGGAUACAACUUUGUUCUUAGUUUCUUCAGAACUGAGGCACCAUGGAACUACCUCCUCAUGAUUUGUUCCCUGUUAAAAGAUCAGUAAGACCAAUUUUGAUACAUUUCAACAAUUUGCCAAGACAAAUACAUGAGUUUAAAAACUACCUUAAAAACGCACUUUAAAAGAGCGAGCCAGAGGAGUGAGAGAGGACAAGCUCAUGGCUUUCCAGGGUACCUUGGGAGAGCACAGCAUUGACUUGUGUACACAGGUACCGUGUGAGCUGUAAUUACUCCAGGUCAGUCACACUGAUUCCUCUAUACCCCUCACGACCAACCACAUGACUGCACACCCAUGAAAGAGUGAAGGAGCACCCGUGCUGAAUUAACAGGCUCAGGUUCAUCGACCUAAAUGGUAGGUUCAAGAUGCAACGUAUUGUCACUCAACCUCGAAAUGCCGUCUGGAUGACAAAGCUGAGUUAGUAGACCUGGUCUGAAUGUCUUGCUAACCAGAGGACCUUAAGAAAGUCAUCCCAUUUACUUCCUGUAAAACAGAUGAUUAGUAGCGUUCCUUCCAGGGAGCCCAGGUGGCACACAAACGGUUAAGCUCUUGGUGGCUAACAUAAAGGUUGGUUCGAACCCACCCCGCACCCGCAUUUUAUGAGCGUGAUCUGCUUUCAUAAAGAUUACAGUCUAGAAAACCCUAUCGGGCAGUUCUACUGUCACAUGGGGUCACCAUGAAUCAAAAAUUGAUGUCACCCAACAACAACAACAGCUAAAAAAUUCUACAGAUAAAUAGAAAAGCAGCUCAGUAAAUGUUUUUGGAAUCCUGAAGGACUGGUGCUAACACUUACCUCGGCAAACCGGGUAAAGGCCUCCAAGGUGUGCUGUUCUAGCAGCCAGUUCCUGUCAGCUAGCAGUAAGGCAAAAAUACAGGAGAGGUUGGGCAGGACCUCGUCCUAAAAAGAGAACCAAUGCUAAGUAAAUACAGAAAAAGAAAUCUCACUAAUAUACAUUGAAUAUGCCGAAUGUUGUAGAGUUCUGUGAUUCUGUCCCAGUGAACACAUGGCAAAGAAAUUUGCUGAGAUAGGCCAUGUGCCUUUGUAUUUCUUCCAAGAAUUGUGGCCCAAUCUCUUCUAAGGGGCUACCAGCUCUUAAGUGUACCCGGAGUAAAGGGAUAUGAAUGAAAAACGAGAGGAAAAAAGCAGAACCAUUAAAUUCUCGUCAUGCACGACACUCCCCUUCUCUGUCCCCUGAUUCACACUUUCCAGUUCUUACUCUGUUCUCUCUAGCCACAGCAGGCUUCUUUUGUUCAAAAUUAUUUUGUUGUGCUUGUUUAAGAUAAUAGAUCAAUUUUACAUUCAAAAGACACUCAGCCUUUUAUGCCUACUGUUGGUAUUUUUCACCCAAACUCCACCACUCAGUUUGUUGUUGUUAGAUGGCAUCGAGUUGAUUCUGACUCAUAGCGACCCUGUGUACAACAGAAGGAAACACUGCCUGGUCCUGUGCCAUCCUCACAGUUGUUGCUGUGUUUGAGCCCACUGUUGGAGCCAUUGAGUCAAUCCAUCUUGUUGACGGGCUUCCUCUUUUUUUGCUGACCUUCUCCUUUAUCAAGCAUGGUGUCCUUCUCCAGGUAAUGAUCCCUCCUGAUAACAUGUUCAAAGUACAUGAGACGAAGUCUUGCCAUCCUUGCUUCUAAGGAGCAUUCUGACCUGUAUGUCUUGCAAAACAGAUAUGUUCAUUUUUCUGGUAGUCCACAAUAUAUUCAGUAUUCUUUGCCAACACUGUAAUUCAAAGGCAUCAAUUCUUCUUUGGUAUUCCUUAUUCAUUGUCCGGCUUUUGCAUGCAUAUAAGGUGAUUGAAAACAGCAUGGUUUGGGUCAGGUGCACCUCAGUCCUUAAAGUGACAUAUAUGCUUUUUAACACUUGAAAAGAGGUCUUUCGCAGCAUAUUUGUCUGAUGGCAUGCAUCGUUUGAUUUCCUGACUGCUGCUUCCACGGGCGUUGGUUGUGGAUCAAGUAAAAGGAAAUCCUUGACAAUGUCAGUGUAUCACCAUUUAUCAUGAUGUUGCUUAAUGGUCCAGUUGUGAGGAUUUUUGUUUUAUGUUAAGGUGCAAUCCAUACUGAAGGCUGUGGUCUUUGAUCUUCAUCAGCAAGUGCUUCAAGUCCUCUUCACUUUCAGCAAGCAAGGUCGUGUCAUCUGCGUAUCAGAGGUUAAUGAGUCUUCCUCCAAUCCUGAUGCCACGUUCUUCUUCAUACAGUCCAGCUUCUUGGAUUAUUUGCUCAGCAUACAGAUUGAAUAAGUAUGGUGAAAGGAUACAAACCUGAUGCACACCUUUCCUGACUUUAAACCAUGCAGUGUCUCCCUGUUCUGUCUGAACGACUGCCUCUUGGUCUAGUGUUCUGGAAUACCCAUUCUUCAUAAUGUUAUCCAUAAUUUGUUAUGAUCCACACGGUUGAAUGCCUUUGCAUAGCAUAGUCAAUAAAACGGAGAUAAACAUCAUUCUCGUUAUUCUCUGCUUUCAGCCAAGGUCCAUCUGACAUCAGCUAUGAUAUCCCUGGUUCCACAUCCUCUUCUGAAUUCACAUUGAAUUUCUGGCAGUUCCCUGUCGAUGUACUGCUGCAUCUGCUUUAGAACGAUCUUCAGCAAAAUUUUACUUGAGUGUGAUGUUAAUGAUAUUGUUCGAUAAUUUCCUCAUUCUGUUGGAUCACUUUUCUUUGGAAUGGGCACAAAUACGAAUCUCUUCCAGUUGGUUGGCCAAGUAGCUGUCCUCCAAUUUCUUAGCAGAGACCACCUCUGCUGGCUUAUCCUUUUCCAUCCAUCCUCUUAAUGUUGAGCCAUCUCAGGGAAGGAUCUGGGUUCUCCUCUCCCAUCCUCCCUAUUCUCUGGGUCCUCUCACGCAGUGAUCAUCACCACAUUACUAGUUCCAGGGGUAGAGUCUCAAUCUACUUCUGGACUCCUCAAGUAUAUCUGAGAAGGUCCAUUACUCCCCUUCCUUGAAAAACUUUCAGUUGUCACCAGAAAAUGACUUUUCUUGUUUUCCUCGAUUGGCCACGACUUCACAGGCUCUGCCCAUUGUUAACUGUUCAGCCUCUCAGUGCUGGUGUGCCCUGGGGUUCAGGCCUUGGACCUCUUGUCUAAAAAUAGUGCCCUGGCCAUCUCAUCUAGUCUCAUGGCUUUAAAAAACAUCUCUACACUGAUGACUCCCCUAAUUUAUAUCCAGCCUGGGCCUCUUCUCCUGAAUUCCAGAUUUGUAUAACCAAAUGCCUACUUGACAUCACCACUUGAAUCACAAAAAGGUAUCUCAAAUUGUGUGUCUAAAACUGGACUGCUGACCCCUCAUCCCAAUCAGUAAUAAUUCCCUCAGUCUUCUCCAUCCUUCCAGUUGAGACUCCUUAUCCAAUCCAUCAGCAAGUCCUGCUGGUUCUACCUAGACACGCUGACCCUUCUCAUCACCUUCACUGCCGCACCCUGGCCCAAACCUCCGCCAUCUCUAGCCUGGAUUAUUACAGUGGCUUUCAAAUGUUCUUUAUGGCUUCUCUCUUUCCCCAUCAAUCUGUUCUCCGUAUUGCAGUCAGAAUGUUCUUAUUAAACCACAUGUGAGGCCACAUUACUCAGAUUCUUCCAGUAGCUUCUCCUGUACCUCAGAGUAGAAGCCAAGUCCUGUCAAUGACCUAAAAAGCCCCAAUCCUUCCGUGUUAGCCACACUGUCUUCCCUGAACAAAUCAGGACUGCUGCCAUUUCUGAGGCUCUGUACUUGCUGUUUCCCCGGUUCAAAAGACUUUCCCCAGAUACCCAAAUGGCUUGCACCCUUUCCUUCAGGUUCGUACUCACUUGUCACCUCAGCGAGGACUCUGCUGACAAGAUUCCAUUUAGAAUUGUACCCUCACAUGUACAUUCGCUCUCCUCUUCCCCGCUUACCGCCGUUUCAUACACUACUGACAUCGCUUUAUGGCCUGUUGCCCCUCAGUGGGCUGGGGGUGGGCGUUUAUUGGUUUUAUUCAUUAUUGAAUCCUCAGUGAUGAAAACAGUGCCUGACACAUAGCAGGAGCUCAGUAAAAUUUUCUAGAAUGCAUAAAUGAAUCUCAUUUUACGGCUUUAAAUGCAUCCUAUAUGCUGAUGAUUCCCAAAUUCUUCUUCAGCUCUGGCCUCACCCCGGGAAUACAUAAGGCUAAGCAUAGUAACUUCUGCUAAUAAAACAUCUGUUCUACAACUUCUGGGGUCAUUCAGGGCCUGUUAAAAACCAAAACCAAACCUGUUGCCAUCGAGUUGAUUCUGCCUCAUAGUGACCCUAACAGGACAAAGGAGAACUGCCCCAUAGGGUUUCCAAGGAGCGCCGGGUGGAUUCGAACUGCUGACCUUUUGUUUAGCAGCCGUGGCUCUUAACCACCACACCACCAGGGUUUCCCAGGGCCUGUUAGCUACGUACAAAUGAAGCAGCAUUUUGGAAUUAUAUUAUGCAAAAAAAAAAAAAAAGCCCAAA
This is a messenger RNA of Loxodonta africana (African savanna elephant), 11265 nucleotides long. It is a transcript of the gene SCYL3, whose product is annotated as SCY1 like pseudokinase 3. Gene Ontology annotation, biological process: protein phosphorylation. The transcript has 14 exons. Gene Ontology annotation, molecular function: protein kinase activity; ATP binding. The coding region runs from base 1108 to 3345 and encodes 745 amino acids. Lineage: Eukaryota; Metazoa; Chordata; Mammalia; Proboscidea; Elephantidae. The record is from RefSeq and is a predicted model, not a curated record.